AUGGGCUUCACCGCCGACCGCUUUGGGGGCCGCGCUCUUUUGGCCCUCGGAGGUGGAGACGCAUCAGCGCUCAGGUCUAUAAAGGGUUCAGAGGGCUCGGUCUCUCAGAGUUCAGAGGGCUCGGGCUCAGUCUCUCAGGGUUCAGAGGGCUCGGUCACUCAGGGUUCAGAGGGCUCGGUCUCUCGGGGUUCAGAGGGCUCGGUCUCUCAGGGUUCAGAGGGCGCGGUCACUCAGGGUUCAGAGGGCUCGGUCUCUCAGGGUUCAGAGGGCUCGGUCUCUCAGAGUUCAGAGGGCUCGGGCUCGGUCUCUCAGGGUUCAGAGUGCGCGGUUACUCAGGGUUCAGAGGGCUCGGUCUCUCAGGGUUCAGAGGGCUCGGUCUCUCAGGGUUCAGAGGGCUCGGUCUCUCAGGGUUCAGAGGGCGCGGUCACUCAGGGUUCAGAGGGCUUGGUCUCUCAGGGUUCAGAGGGCUCGGUCUCUCAGAGUUCAGAGUGCGCGGUUACUCAGGGUUCAGAGGGCUCGGUCUCUCAGGGUUCAGAGGGCUCGGUCUCUCAGGGUUCAGAGGGCGCGGUCACUCAGAGUUCAGAGGGCUCGGGCUCGGUCUCUCAGGGUUCAGAGUGCGCGGUUACUCAGGGUUCAGAGGGCUCGGUCUCUCAGGGUUCAGAGUGCACGGUUACUCAGGGUUCAGAGGGCUCGGUCUCUCAGGGUUCAGAGGGCUCGGUCUCUCAGGGUUCAGAGGGCUCGGUCUCUCAGAGUUCAGAGGGCUCGGUCUCUCAGAGUUCAGAGGGCUCGGGCUCGGUCUCUCAGGGUUCAGAGUGCGCGGUUACUCAGGGUUCAGAGGGCUCGGUCUCUCAGGGUUCAGAGGGCUCGGUCUCUCAGGGUUCAGAGGGCUCGGUCUCUCAGGGUUCAGAGGGCUCGGUCUCUCAGGGUUCAGAGGGCGCGGUCACUCAGGGUUCAGAGGGCUCGGUCUCUCAGGGUUCAGAGGGCUCGGUCUCUCAGGGUUCAGAGGGCUCGGUCUCUCAGGGUUCAGAGGGCUCGGUCUCUCAGGGUUCAGAGGGCGCGGUCACUCAGGGUUCAGAGGGCUCGGUCUCUCAGGGUUCAGAGGGCGCGGUCACUCAGGGUUCAGAGGGCUCGGUCUCUCAGGGUUCAGAGGGCUCGGUCUCUCAGAGUUCAGAGGGCUCGGGCUCGGUCUCUCAGGGUUCAGAGGGCUCGGUCACUCAGGGUUCAGAGGGCUCGGUCUCUCAGGGUUCAGAGGGCUCGGUCUCUCAGGGUUCAGAGUGCGCGGUUACUCAGGGUUCAGAGGGCUCGGUCUCUCAGGGUUCAGAGGGCUCGGUCUCUCAGAGUUCAGAGGGCUCGGGCUCUCAGGGUUCAGAGGGCUCGGUCACUCAGGGUUCAGAGGGCUCGGUCACUCAAGAGUUUGUCCUCUCCCCCAGCAGUUCCGUGUCCCUCCGUGCACCUCUCGUUUUACCGAUUCGCAAUCACUGA
This is a messenger RNA of Knipowitschia caucasica, 1482 nucleotides long. Lineage: Eukaryota; Metazoa; Chordata; Actinopteri; Gobiiformes; Gobiidae. The record is from the annotation of a GenBank genome assembly.